Protomyces lactucae-debilis is the source of this 557-nucleotide messenger RNA. RefSeq lists its product as uncharacterized. The record is from RefSeq and is a predicted model, not a curated record. Lineage: Eukaryota; Fungi; Ascomycota; Taphrinomycetes; Taphrinales; Protomycetaceae. The transcript has 2 exons. Gene Ontology annotation, cellular component: mitochondrion. Gene Ontology annotation, molecular function: oxidoreductase activity. The coding region runs from base 76 to 468 and encodes 130 amino acids.
ACCGAAGACUCCUUCUUGGGCUAUAUCUUGGUCUACUUCUUGGUCUAUAUCUGUUUCAAGAGGAAGAGAAGCAUCAUGAACCUCAAUUCCAUCUUCAGCAGGUCACGGCCCAUCCUCUCCUUGUUUCAUGCACCAGGCAACAAGACCUCCCAGAAAGUCCUGACACUCCUGCAACAAGCGCAUGCAGACAGUGAAGCAGCAGCAUCAGGCAAGUCAUUCACCCUUGAAAUCGAAGAAGGCGCACCGACGCCCACCCAACUCCGCUCACUCAUUGAUAUGGCUGGUGCGUCGCAGAUUGCUGAGCUGGUGCCUGGUGCUGUGGACGGUGAAGAUGCAUUGCGUUUGGGCGAGAGCGGGAAGGGUAGAGAUAUCCUGCAACGGCCCGUCGUGGUGGACUGGAAUAACGGCAAAGUCGUCCUCGGCGGCGAUGAAAGCAAGAUCAUGCAGCUCGUCAAGGAACUUAACUAAGAAAGCUAUUUUAGCUAUGAAGCGAUGGUAUCCAUGUAGGCCUUGCGGUAGGCAUUCGUCUCCUCGAGCUCCUUGGUCCUAUUGAGCGG